AUGCUCCUGCUGAUACUCUUGGCCCUGCUGUGGGGCGGGUCCCCGGCUCAGGACCUAGGAUUCUCGCUGCAAGUGCAGAGGGUGGUGAUGGUGCAGGAGGGCCUGUGUGUGCGUGUGCCCUGCACCCUCUCCUACCCCCCGCGAGGCUGGACGGAGGAUACCCCCGCUCUUGGCUACUGGUUCCGAGCCGGGACAGACUCGAGCGUCGGAAGACCAGUGGCCACAAACGACCAGAAUCGGGCAGUGCGGACUGUGCCCCAGGAUCGAUUCCAGCUCGUUGGUGAUCCCCAGAACCGAAAUUGUUCCCUGCUGAUCAGAGAGGCCCUGGUGGAGGACUCGGCGCCGUACUUCUUUCGGGUGGAGAGAGGCCGUUACGUGCAAUACAGUUUUCUGAAAAACCAGUUCUAUCUGCAAGUGACAGCCCUGACAAAGCAGCCAGAUGUCUACGCCCCAGAGAUCCUGGAGCCAGGACACCAGGUGACACUCAUCUGUGUGUUUAACUGGACCUUUGAGGAAUGUCCAGCCCCUACUUUCUCCUGGCUGGGGGCCGCCGUCUCCGCCCCAGGACCCAGACCAACGUCCUCCUACUUCUCGGCGCUUACUCUCACGCCGAGACCCCAGGACCAUGGCACCCACCUCACCUGCCGCGUAGACUUCUCCAGGAAGGGUGUGAGCACAGAGAGAACCAUCCGACUUAAUGUCGCCUAUGCCCCCAAAGACCUGGUUAUCAGCGUUUCCCGUGCCAACACGUCAGCCCUGGAGCCCCCCGCACACAGCCCCCAUCUAGAGGCUGAGAAAGGCCAGUUCCUGCGACUGCUCUGUGCUGCAGACAGCCAGCCCCCUGCCACACUGAGCUGGGCCCUGGAGGACAGGGUCCUGUCGAGGUCCCACCCCCAGGGCUCCGGAACCCUCGAGCUGGUGCUGCCGGGGGUAAAGCCUGGGGAUUCGGGCUGCUAUACCUGCCGAGCCGAGAACAGGCUUGGCUCCCAGAGCCGCACCCUGGACCUCUCUGUGCAGUAUGCCCCAGAGAAUCUGAGAGUGAUGACCCUGCAUGCAAAUAGGACAGUCCUGGAAAACCUCGGGAAUGGCACAUCCCUCCCAGUCCUGGAGGGCCAAAGCUUGCGUCUGCUCUGUGUCACCCACAGCAACCCCCCAGCGCGGUUGAGCUGGGUCCUGGGGGGACAGACUCUGAGCCCCUCCCAGCCCACAGACCCUGGGAUCCUGGAGCUCCCUCAGAUACAAAUGGAGCAUGAAGGAGACCUCACCUGCCAAGCUCAGAACCUGCUGGGCUCCCAGCACGUCUCCCUGCAUCUCUCUGUGGUCUACCCCCCGCGGCUGCUCAGCCCCUCCUGCUCCUGGGAGGGCGAGGGGCUGCACUGCAGCUGUUCCUCCCGAGCCCAGCCGGCCCCCACCCUGCGCUGGCGGCUGGGGGAGGGGCUGCUGGAGGGGAACCACAGCAACGCCUCCUGGACCAUCACCUCCAGCUCGGCGGGGCCCUGGGCCAACAGCUCCCUGAGCCUCAGCGGGCCGCUGGGCUCUGGCCUCAGACUCAGCUGCGAGGCCCGGAACGCCCACGGGUCCCAGAGCGCCGCCUUCCUGCUGCUGCCAGGUUAG
Mirounga angustirostris (Northern elephant seal) is the source of this 1614-nucleotide messenger RNA. Its product is annotated as sialic acid-binding Ig-like lectin 10. The record is from RefSeq and is a predicted model, not a curated record. Lineage: Eukaryota; Metazoa; Chordata; Mammalia; Carnivora; Phocidae. The transcript has 8 exons. Gene Ontology annotation, molecular function: sialic acid binding. Gene Ontology annotation, cellular component: plasma membrane. The coding region runs from base 1 to 1614 and encodes 537 amino acids. Gene Ontology annotation, biological process: cell adhesion.